Molecule: messenger RNA, 3108 nt
Organism: Kluyveromyces marxianus DMKU3-1042
Lineage: Eukaryota; Fungi; Ascomycota; Saccharomycetes; Saccharomycetales; Saccharomycetaceae
Gene: AHK1
Product: Ahk1p
Exons: 1
Coding region: 1-3108 (1035 amino acids)
Source: RefSeq, a predicted model, not a curated record
AUGGAUACUGGAAGACGAGGAGUGCAGCUUCUGAACUCGUUAAACAAGUUUAUAUCUCUAACAGCAUCAUCCGCUACUAUUGGACACGGACCAGAUCAUGGGUUCUCGGUGUCGCAAUUGAAGGCAGUGGCCAAUUUCAUCCGUUUGAACGUUCUUUCGCCGUUGCGAAGGCUCGAGCCUGAUAUAUCAAUUCCCAUUUCUCGCGAGGAUGAACAACAUCAUUUGGGAGAGCUCAGUAACGACGUUCUGGUCCAAUGGUGGCUCACACUUCUUAAUUUCUUGAACUCGGGUUUGAUAUCCGACACAACAUCCAACACAUCGCUGGCAAUGGACGCAGUGUCCGUGUCUUUAGAGUGCAUUAGUAGAAUCAUCACAAUCACGGUACCCAAGGUCAACUCUCCAGAUCGCGAACGUGAAAUAUAUUCAUACCAUUUGUUGUUGACGGUACGAUGGGUCACCAAUAGAUUGGUUCUGAAUUCUAGAAGAAAAUCAGAACUAGAAUCAAGGAACUUUCAGCAACAACAACAACAACAGCAGCAGCAGCAGCAGCAGCAGCAACAGAAACAGAACGCAAUGCUUGCCUUGCAGUUUGCUAAACAAUACACAGCAGUCUUGAUACCACUUAUCGGAAAGAUCAUUGCAUUUGCAUUCUGCUUCUUGGACGACGAAUUGCAUUACGACGUAGAAGUGGUAAAAACCCUCUCCAAAAACAGAUUCGACAUAGUGGAUAUCUCUUCAGAGACUUUAUUACCAUGGAGAACAAAACAGGUUGUAGUUAUUGAAGACGACGCACAACAACAAUCCCAAUACACACGGGAAUUAAUCAAUAAGUUCAAUAAUGUCGAAUUGAAUGAACCCAUGUCGCAAGAAACUAAAAAAGUUUUCCCCAUUAUGAUCUCUUACUUACAAAACUCUCAAGUGCAAACUAUAUUUUUGUUCCAUUACUGGUUCAAUGUUCUAAACGCACAUUCUGAAUUGGGCCUCAAGCAUUUAGAAAUAGAAAAGUUUCCAGGUUUUGCGCUCAUUCUUCACUUUUGUUGCAAUACUCUAAAGCAGGAUUUGGAUAAACUUUCAAAGUUUAUCAAAAUUGAAGAUAAACAGGGGAAACACGAAGCAGCCCUGCUGAAAACAACGCCAAACUCUAAUCCAAAUCAAAUUAAUGUUAGUCAUGAAAAAAUUAUAAACUUCAUCUUUACAAAGUUUCAAGGCGUUAGAAUUAUCGAAUGCUAUAGAUCACUUAUGGGAUACUUCUAUAAUACCCGCAUUGAGAAGACACUACUUAUUGAACUUUUCAAUCUACAGGAAAAAACGUUCCUUGCUUCAUCCUCGUCUAUAUCAGCAUAUGAUUCAUGGAUGGCUAAUAUCAUAUUCAACGUUUUGUUCCAAUUUCAAGUAUUUCAUUUCGAUACUUUACCAGAAAUUCUAGAGAGCUUUUCGUGGAAUUCAUGGAUCAAUGGUAUAUUCGGUACCUUAAAAACCUAUAACGUUGACUCCCAGUUAGUGGGAUUGUUAUGCCUUUUUAACACUUGGCAAAGCAUUCCCUUGGUUUACCGUAAACGUAUUGCUGGUGCACUCAUUGGAGAGUUCUGGGACAUGCUUUCUAUCGAUACCGAUUUCCACAUUGUAAACAUCCUUUUCCAUAAGCUUCUUAUUUUCAAAGUUCUUGCAGAUGAGAACAUCUCUAAAAUUUACCAUGAGGCUAUUAAAACGAAAUUGUUCUCGAUCAAUAAGGAAGUGCUGUGCAUCAUAAACGCUUUUGAUUAUGACUAUACUCAACUAGUAGAUGAAAAGACUGUUCUCUUUUUCCAUACGAAUAAUAGGUUGAUCCUAGAACGUCAAGAACCACUGUAUGAGGAUGACUUACUCUUGAUGAGUAAUCUGAAACAUACUGAAGGUAACAUGGGGAACGCUAACAAUACACUUCUUUUCACUAACAUGUCAAGAAUGUCUAACAUACGGCCAGGAGUCGUGAUUUGCAAAGGAAAGCACCCCUUUGAUAUUUCAGAUGAAUUAGUCAGUAGAGCCGCUCUAAUGGUUGCACAAAAAAAUAAGACAAAAAGAGAAAACGAACGCAAUAGAUCUUCAAUUUCAUCUAGCACAUCUUCACUUAACAGUGAUACAAGUGAAACAGAUGAUUCGAAGAAAGAAGGUGGUUUGAAAUUUGGAUUUGGAGCUCUGUUGUCAAGUUUCAAUAACAAUAUCAAAUCAAAACCUGAUACUCCUCCAAAACCAACUCAAAGGAAUUCAAACAGAAAUAGCAUUGCUUCGACUAGUACAACAGAUACUUAUGAAACACAUGAAAUGCUGUCCAUGUACAGUACAGUCUCUUCAGUUGCAUCAAAUUCAUCUAGAUCAGAAUCAUCUGAAGAUCUACUGUAUAAAUUAUCGCAGCAAACACGUUCUCACAUUAUGAACAAUAAUGACUCUCCAGCGUCUAAAAAGCACAAACUUUUGGCACCGGUCGAAACCAAAUAUACCAGGGAUAUUGUAACCAAACCGCCAAUUAGAUUUAUUUUUAAAACGGUAUCAGUUAAUUCUCAACUAACUCAAAAGAAGAACAUGUUGGACAAAAUCCAAGGGUUCAACAAGAAAUGGGGGGUCAAAGUCGUUAAUAGAUAUGACAAGCCUUUACCGGACCCAUUAGGAAUGGCUAGUGAUACUCUAAUAGAUGGUUUUGAUUUCGAUUCUUUGUCACCCACAAUUGAAGAACUUCAACAACUGAACCUAGUGGAAAAUUCUGUAUCGAAUAUUUACGAACACGAUUCUUCUCAAGAACGCCGACAACAAGGGGGGGCAAUGGAACCACCCCAGAUAGAUAUUAGUCAACUAUUUCCUGAUGACACUUUUAUGAAUUUAACAGAUGUACUGAACUCAACAUCAUAUGAUAUCGAAAAAAACAAGCCGAUUUCUAAAGUUGAAAGGAUGAAGCUCAUCACAAAGCUGACGAAAUUAAUCAAGGUGAUCCACACUUUCAAUCUCACUAUGAAAGAGUAUACAGAAUUUAAAAAGGUUAACGGAAACAACCUAGUUUACAUGGAAUUGGACCCUGGAUUCCACCAAAAUCACUCCCUAAACAAAGGUCUCAUAGCAAUAGCUAGUUAUAAGUAA